AUGGCGAACGCGGAAGCUAUACAAGUCAGCUCGCUGCCGCUACCCCCAGCGCAGUAUAUCAACUUGUAUACGGAUGAAAACAUACGAAAAAAUCGUGCCCCAAAGCCACCGGCCCCCAUCCAGGAUUCGUACACAAUGUUCGGCAGCCCUUUCAGUAACGACGAUAACAUCAUUCGCCCUCUGGAAAGUCAGGGCUUCAAACGGCUUUACCCGCAACACUUCGACCGUCGGAAGGAACUGAAAAAAUUGAAUCAUUCGCUUCUGGUCAACUUCCUCGAUCUGAUCGAUCUGCUUGUGCAUUAUCCUGACAGUCCUCGAAGAGCGGAGAAAAUCGAGGACCUUAGCUUGCUGUUUGUACACAUCCACCACCUAUUAAAUGAAUUCCGGCCUCACCAAGCACGCGAAACGCUGCGCGUCAUGAUGGAAUUGCAAAAACGCCAACGAUUAGAAACAGCCCAGCGUUUCCAGAAUCAUUUGGAGAAGGUGCGCGAGAUGGUGAAAAAUGCGUUUGCUUCACUGCCCGAUUUAACGGAAUCGGACAGGCUGGCAAGCGGUUUGGAACCGAUGGAUACAGGAGAAUCAGGGGAUCUGGCAGGUGGUCGAGGUGAAGGAUGCCAUCCGUUGGACCGGCUAAUGUGCGAAAUUGUAGAUAGAAUGUAAACAACUAGCAUGAACGACAAACCCCCUUUCGGUAAAGCUCGCUUUCAAGGGAGGUUCCAAGAGGCGCCACGUUAUCCGAUUGCUGAUUUGUUUUCUAUUCAUAAUUCUCUUGAAUUCUGUUUGUGCGAGAGAGUAAAUAAAGCAUUAGUAAGACAGAAU
Anopheles nili is the source of this 819-nucleotide messenger RNA. It is a transcript of the gene MED7, whose product is annotated as mediator of RNA polymerase II transcription subunit 7. Gene Ontology annotation, molecular function: transcription coregulator activity. Bases 1 to 660 code for a protein of 219 amino acids. The transcript has a single exon. Gene Ontology annotation, biological process: regulation of transcription by RNA polymerase II. The record is from RefSeq and is a predicted model, not a curated record. Gene Ontology annotation, cellular component: mediator complex; core mediator complex. NCBI's taxonomy places the organism in Eukaryota, Metazoa, Arthropoda, Insecta, Diptera, Culicidae.